Molecule: messenger RNA, 792 nt
Organism: Eucalyptus grandis
Lineage: Eukaryota; Viridiplantae; Streptophyta; Magnoliopsida; Myrtales; Myrtaceae
Exons: 3
Coding region: 1-735 (244 amino acids)
Source: RefSeq, a predicted model, not a curated record
AUGGCCCAGGACCUUGUACGGGACAACAGAAAUGUUUUGGCUGUGGACAAAUUCCCUCCUUUUCGAUCUUCACGCAGGCAUGGGGUCCCUGGAGAACGGCUCCGACGAGCCCCUCACACCAGCGGGGCGCCUCUUCCUCCAGAAGGAGAUGAACCAGGUGAUCUACUGUGUCAUCAGCAUGAAGCAACCCCUCAACGUCAACGCCCUCAAGUCGGCGAUCCAGAGCUGCCCCAUGUUUACGCACCCCAGGUUCUGCAGCCUCAUGGUGCAGGACUCCGCAGCCGAAAGCACUGGAGGAGGACCCACGCGGACAUUGACCGCCAUGUCGUCCCAGUCCACGGCCCCAUCGCCGAAGGCCUCUCUGACGAGGCGGCCGUCAAUGAGUACCUCGCUGACCUGUCCACCAACUCACCGGGGCUCCUAGGCGACGACAAUCCCCUGUGGUUUACGUUGGUCUUUGUAGUGGAGAUCAUGCUGCGGAGCAUGUGGGCGAGCGACCGGAAGAAAUCCCAGCCAAGAGAGUCGUGCAAACUCGGGCGAGCACUCGCGGGGGCUCAUUCGAACAAUCCCGGCCAGCCCAGCCCUCGGAAUCGCCAAAAACGCUUGCUGAGAAUUUCCGGAAUCUCCGUGCGGGAAGGGACUCGAAUAACGGGAGUGGCGGUUGUUAACUUGCGAGAACAACAGGGAUUGCAGGCGGGUCUCACUGCUGUUCCUCGUUCCUCUUUUCUUUCAUGAUCUCACUUCCUUUUUCGCCUUUUAACUGAAGUUGACUGAAUCAAGUGUGAUGUGGUA